CCUCAAGUACUAAUUUGUAAAUUGCCCAAUUUUAAUUGCAGAAGUCGCAAAAAAGGGAAAACAGGAAGCCAUGCCUUGGUCUCCAGCAAACUCCACUCAGCUUCAAAAUAUUCACACAGAUACAGUCUUCGUCUUCUAAAAGACAACCUUAAUUUCAAGCUCUCUCAGUCGCUUCUCAGCCAACACGCAUUCACUUCUUCCAAAUCCCAACUGGGUUUUCCUUUUUCUUCUCCAAAACCAAAUGGCUCAUUCAAGAUUCCCAUCUUCUUAAACCCUCCAACCAUCUCAUCAGAAUGAUAAAUGGUUGUUGUGAUGAUGAUGCAGCCACCGCCGCUGACCUCCUCUGGACUACCGUCACAGCCCAAUUCUUCCACCCUUAGAUCCCCCACAACCCCUACUCAAUCGCCUCUUUCUCUUGCUCCACAUUCCAUUUCUCACCGCCAACCGCUGCCAUCGCUGUCUGCCGAUCAUGUAAUCGCUCCGCCCAUCACUGCUGUGCAACAGUCCGGUGAGCCAGUGCUGAUGCUUGCAAGGGUCAGGCUAUCUGAUAUAGCACCGUUUGAUGGGGCUCCGGCUGGACCUUACAUGAAGGCGGUAGAGGCGCUUUCUGGGUCCUUGAUGAGGCAUAAUGCGGUGGUUAUUGAAUUGGGCAGUGAGGACGCGGCGCUCAUGAGAUGUGGGUUGGAAGCGGCGCGCAUGUUUUUUAGGACUCGGGUUCAGAGCGGUGGCAGUAAGGGAGGCAGCCGUGGGUUAUACAUGUACAGGGCUGGAAGGGCUUUGGAAGAUUGUGAUUCUUCUCCUCCAUGCAUGGCAGAAAUAUUUAGAUGCAUGGGAAAGGCAGCUCGUGCUGCUCUGUGUGCAAUAGCAAGGCAUCUUCGUUUGCGAAGCGAUGUUUUCAAUCAUUUACUUGAUGAUACCCCCUUACCUGCAAAUGAGGUGUCCUCGUCAGUGCUUCUUGCAACCUAUUCCCAUGUGUCGUUGCAAAAUGGAAAGGGGGCUAUUGGAGGAGGGAAGCCAACAGUUAAUGGUGAAGUUGAGAAGGGAUUGUUAACGCUGGUUUCUUCAGAUAAUCCUGGUCUACAGGUUUGUGACCCCAAUGGUCGAUGGUACCUGGCAGAUUGUGGUUCAGCUCCUGGGGAUCUUUUACUGAUUACUGGCAAGGCACUUAGCCAUGCUACUGCUGGCCUUCGUCCUGCUGUGUCAUAUAGAGCUGCACCUGAUUACUCAUCUGGCACUAACAGUGGUGGGAGGACAUCAUUGGCAUUUAGGCUUAUGCCACAGGGUAAUGCCGUAUUAGAUUGUUCUCCGAUUGCAGCAGCUGGUCAUGUUAUUCCUCAAAGCUAUGUGCCAAUAUCUGUAAGCCAGUUUAUGGAUGACCUUUCUGCUGAGGAGGAUGUAAUGUGCAAUCGACCUGAUAAUAACUAUGUUGCUCAUUAUAACUUUAAUAAAGAACCAUCAUUAAGAAGUGUUCUCUCAGAUCCAUUAUCCGGUGCGUUUCUUGAAGAUGCGGUGUUUGUUUCAUGCGGACACUCCUUUGGUGGUCUCAUGCUAAGAAGAGUCCUUGAAACGUCAAGAUGUACCCUUUGCAAUGCAGAAAUUGAGCCUGGGUCUUUGAUUCCUAAUUUUGCUUUGAGAGCUGCAGCUGCAGCUAUAAAGCAGGAGGAUAAUCGUAGGCUAUUUCAUAAUGCAGCUCUUCGGAAGCGUCGCAAAGAAAUGGGUGACCAAACAGAUUCCAUGAGAAGACCAAGCAGGGAGAAUGGAGAUGUUGCUGCUGACAAUGGUUUGCAUAAGGGGGUGCAGUAUCCUUUUUCUGUCAAUGAGAAAGUAGUAAUUAAGGGAAAUAGGAGGACGCCGGAAAAAUUUGUUGGAAAGGAAGCAAUUAUCACCUCGCAGUGUCGCAAUGGCUGGUACUUGCUUAAAAUUAUUGGAAGUGGUGAGAAUGUUCGUCUGCAAUAUCGUUCUCUUAGGAAAAUUUUGAGCUCCCAGGUCAUUGAAGAUAGAUGUGCUUCGCUGCCAAUUCAGAAUAGCAACUCGUAAAUUUAAAUUUCUGCAAGUAAAAUUAUAAUCUCCAUAGAGCUCAACCAGCGAUCGAUAUACAUAUAUAUAAUACGUAUCUUCCUGUUCUUGCCAAGAAUGUGAUAUGGUUUCUUCCAAGUUACUAAAUCUGAAUAUGUAGCUAGGAUUAGAGGUAGGUUAUAAUGGCUCCAUUUAGCAGCAUGUAGAGAGAGAGAGAGAGAGGAGAUUUCAAACACGGCCUGCUUCUUUGUAACACGAGGGUAUGUACUGUGAUUUUUUUUUAGUUGUUAUUUUUUUUUCAAGACAGAAGAAAGCAUCUUCUUUUACUUUGAUUUCCUUUUCUUUAACAUUUCAAAAUCAACUGACUUACAAGUAUGGAGGAUAAUCAUAUGCUGUCAAAUAUAGUGUACCAGAAAUCAAGUUGGAAAUUCCAAGCAUGAAUUUGAUCAA
Hevea brasiliensis (rubber tree) is the source of this 2466-nucleotide messenger RNA. RefSeq lists its product as uncharacterized. The transcript has 12 exons. The record is from RefSeq and is a predicted model, not a curated record. Lineage: Eukaryota; Viridiplantae; Streptophyta; Magnoliopsida; Malpighiales; Euphorbiaceae. The coding region runs from base 301 to 2037 and encodes 578 amino acids.